Molecule: messenger RNA, 193 nt
Organism: Amoebophrya sp. A25
Lineage: Eukaryota; Dinophyceae; Syndiniales; Amoebophryaceae
Source: the annotation of a GenBank genome assembly
CAGCCCUCGACGCAAGUUCCACGUGAAGAGGGUUCGUUCAUCUUGACCAACGCAGUUCCCGGAAGACAAGGCCAGGAUGAGCCGAUUGAUCAAGGAGAGGAUAGAAGAGUAAUCGGACGACCUCUGGAACGGACAGAAGCAGGAGGUGCAAGUUCCAUGGGAGAAGAGAACGUUCGCUCUUACUCGAGUCCAG